This is a messenger RNA of Anguilla rostrata (American eel), 2046 nucleotides long. It is a transcript of the gene apoeb, whose product is annotated as apolipoprotein Eb. Gene Ontology annotation, biological process: regulation of amyloid-beta clearance; lipid transport; cholesterol catabolic process. Gene Ontology annotation, molecular function: lipid binding. NCBI's taxonomy places the organism in Eukaryota, Metazoa, Chordata, Actinopteri, Anguilliformes, Anguillidae. The record is from RefSeq and is a predicted model, not a curated record. Gene Ontology annotation, cellular component: extracellular region; intermediate-density lipoprotein particle. Bases 120 to 935 code for a protein of 271 amino acids. The transcript is spliced from 4 exons.
AUGUUUUUAUAGUGGCCUACAGUGAGGUCGAGUCCCGUGGAUUUAACCGCGGAGCUGAACGGUAACUGUGUGUUUGUUUGCUUUGUGUAGGUUUACUGAGCAACUGAGCACUCAUCACCAUGAAGGCUGCCGUAGUGAUUCUUGUCCUGGCGACCAUUUCGGCCUGCCACGCUCGUGCGCUCCAGCACGACGAGCCCAAGACCGGGUGGGAGGAGACCGUGGACCGCUUCUGGCAGUACGUGGCCGACCUCAACACCAAGGCCGACGGCGUGAUGCAGGACAUCAAGGACUCCCAACUGAGGAGGGAGAUGGACACCUUGAUCACUGACACCAUGGACGAGCUGGUCAUCUACAGGGAUGACAUUCAGUCCAAACUGGCGCCCUUCGCUCGGGAAACCUCCGAAAAGGUGCGCGAUGACCUGCAGCUGCUGAUCAACAAGCUGUACACCGACAUGUCCGACGCCCGGGAUCGCUCCACCCAGUACGUCAACGAGAUGAAGACCAUGAUGGAGCAGAACGCCGAUGACAUCAUGAACCGCGUCAGCGCCUACACCCGCAAGCUGAAGAAGCGCCUGCACAAGGACUCCGAGGAGAUCCGCAACACCGCCACCAUCUACCUGGAGGAGUUACAGGCCCGCGCCUCCCAGAACAUGGAGUCCGUGAAGGAGCGCCUGGAGCCGUACGUCAACCAGGCACACGAGAAGGCCACCGAGCGGCUGGGCAGCCUCUCCGAGCUCUUCAAGACCCAGACCCAGGACCUGACCGAGAAGUUCGAGUCCCAGGCCAGCGCCAUCCGCGAGCGCCUGGAGCAGACGGCCCAGGACCUGCGCCUCACCCUGGAGGGCCAGCUGGAGGAGCUCACCAACUGGUUCACCCCCUACGCCGCCAAGAUCCGCGAGCAGCUCAAGACCGUCAGCGACAAGAUCCAGGCUUAGCCUCCUAAGAGCGAGGAAGGGGGCGAACGAGGAGGUGGGGAGGUUGGGGGUGGGGGGGGGGGGGUUGCUGCUUCCUUCCACUCUGUUAGCUGUUAGCAGUGCCUCAUUCACUCCCCGGUUGCCAGGGUAGAGCAGGAGAAGUAAGAGUUACUGACGUAUUGCUGUCGUUUCCUCACUGUGUUAAGCGCUUGUCUGAAAAGGGAAAUUGGUGUGUAAGGAGAGAGCCUCUACAGAUUCAUAUUGGGUUUUUUUCCCCCUCUGAAGACAGGUGAACAGGACCUUUGAGCUUUCUAUAUAUUUUUACACUGAACGCUUUUGUCCAUAUUUUCUCAUAUCCUCUCUUCCUGAGCAUAAACCAACUCAAUGUGUGUUACGACGCACGAUUUCCUGCUGUCAACCAGAAACGGGUUAUUGGACACUGAUAUAGUCUUGCUUGCCUGCCUAACCAAAUGUGUUCCAUUUUUUGAUAUGAUUUGAUACGAUUUUCAUGAUUCCUUGCUCUCAUCACAUAACUGCAGCUGGUUUUGUGAAACCGUAGUCAGUAUCAGAACUAAUUAAACAUUUCACUUUCCCUAGAUCAGAUCAGCAUGAACACAGUAAAAUGUCCAGUGGUAAUUCAACUCAAACGGAGUAUAUAUGUAUGAGACUUGUACUCUGUUAGAGUUGAUUUAACACUGAGCAUUUUGCUGUGUAUGAGUGUAUGUGUCGGUAGACUGGGUCUUGUGUGUUUGAAUGCAACAAUGCGGUAAAAAAAAAACCUCAUACAAGUGGGAGCAAUGUAUUGCUUUGGCACCAAUCUGUCCAUUGAGAUGUUCAAUUACUGUGUCUGUUGUCAUUUUACUGUUUGCACACUGCAGUAGUUUUAACAGUUUACAUUGCUGGUGGUUGGGGUCAAGGUCAUGUGACUUCUUAGCACUGCCAGUGUUAUGCAAGUGCCUGGUUUCUAUAAUGUGACACACUCCACAGUCUGCCUGUCUGUGUUUUUUGCCUGUGAAGCCACCACACCACCCAGCCCUCCAUGCUGCCUUGCAUAACAAACUGAAGACACUGCAGUCACGCAUGUUAACGUGUACACCACCGCUCAACUAAUAAAAGAGUUUGAAACUGUUAA